UCUGGUUUUCCAGCAAUUCUGCAAAAAAAACAUAAAACAUCAUUCAAUGUGUAUAGCCCCCAAUUUCCUUUAAUUACUUCUCGCGGCUUAUUACCGCACACACACAUACCCACAUACACAGAGAGCACUAACCACCGGUAGAACGUUUCACCCAAAACAACAACAACAGUGCCGGUGCCGGGCAAGGGGGCAGUUCGCCACACGUAACACCACGAGAAAGACAGACGUUUCGAAUAAUAAUAGCUAGGCAUUUAUUUGAACAUAGCGGGGCGUUAUUCAGUCGCGUUUUGAUCGAGCGUACGACCGGGUGAGCAACGAAAAGCGUCAGAAUGGCCCUCGAAGGAGCAUACUUCACACAUUCGGACGGAUUGUAUGAAGCGGCGGAGCGAAGAAAGGCCCCCAGAUGUGUGGAUAGCGGCAAGCGGCUGCAGAAGAAAGCUAAAUUCAUCCUGCUGGAGUUAAUUCCCAUGGUAAUAAAGCUAGUGAUAGUGGCGCUGCCUGGUCUAUUGCGUGACCUACUCAGGACGAUUCUACCGGCGCGACACAAAUCUAUUGCGAACCAAGUGGCACUAGUGACGGGCGGGGGAAAUGGUCUGGGGCGUGCUUUGUGUCUGCGAUUGGCGCAGGACGGUUGUUCCGUAGCGGUGGCUGAUAUUGACCUAGUGAGUGCACAGAAGACCGCCGAGGAAAUUCGGCAACGUUUUGGCAAACCGGUGGAUGCGUUCCGUGUGGACGUGGGAGAUUACGGUUCGGUGCAGCAGCUGCGGAAAGACGUCGAACGCUCGCUGGGACCGGUUGACAUACUGGUCAACAAUGCUGGGCUGCUGGCUAUGCUGUCUCUUUCUGAGGGUAAAGCAGAAGACAUUCGGAGGAUCAUCGAUGUGAACCUAAUGGCGCACUUCUGGACGAUUCGCGAAUUUAAAGAAGGAAUGGUCGAGAGAGGACGGGGUCACAUCGUUGCAAUCUGCUCGAUGUUUGGAAUCAUACCCUGCGGUAGAACGAUAAGCUACACCACGACGAAAUUCGGAGUGAAAGGUCUGAUGGCAGCACUGAAGGAGGAAAUCUACAUGGAUGACUUAUCAGACUGCAUACAUACCACCUGUGUUUACCCUGCUGGAGUCGCUACGCGGAAGGAAUUCGUCGACUUCGUACAAAGUCUAAGUAAGAUAAAGAUUCCGUGGAAUUCGCCGGAAAGCGUAGCUAACAUGGUUGUGGAUGCUGUUCGAGCUAACAAGGCCGAAAUUGUGCCGAGCCAUUUUAUGAUCAAAUUGCUGACGACAGUUUUCCCCCUCAUCCCAACAGCGUUAGUUCAUUCUACCGUCGAUGUCUGCCUGGGGACAGUACCGAAACUUACCAAAUAGGUCUAAAGUCAUCAGCUGUUUUACCUGACCCAAAGGAAACUUGUAACAUUUCUGUUUUUUCAAUUCGCAUCCGCAGCUGCAGUGCAGCAGUACCUCUCUCAACUCUAUAAUUUCGUCGUCACGCAAUGCAAUGCAUUUUCGCAACAACCUGGAACGCUAUGAAUAAUGAUCAAGUUGCGUGACAGGGUGGAUGUGUUGCAUUACUGCAUCUGAUUGUACGCUUAAACUAGCCAUUAUCUCAACGCCAACGAUAAGUGGAAUAUCAUCCGUGCAUUAGAGUGUCAUUUAAUGCUAGUUAACGGUAUGCGUUUCCAUGAAAUUCAAAGCUAGUUUGUUUAUCGGUUCAGUUAUCGAGUACAUUGACUUGCGAAUUACAAUAAAUAAACUUACAUGGGGGAUGUGGGUCA
Molecule: messenger RNA, 1768 nt
Organism: Wyeomyia smithii (pitcher-plant mosquito)
Lineage: Eukaryota; Metazoa; Arthropoda; Insecta; Diptera; Culicidae
Product: 17-beta-hydroxysteroid dehydrogenase 13-like
Exons: 5
Coding region: 330-1361 (343 amino acids)
Cellular component (GO): lipid droplet
Molecular function (GO): oxidoreductase activity, acting on the CH-OH group of donors, NAD or NADP as acceptor
Source: RefSeq, a predicted model, not a curated record